AGAGAGGGAGAGAGAGGAGGGCGAAAAAGACAAAGAGAGCAUGAGCGGAGACGAGCGGAGAGAAGAAAAAGGAGAGAAGAGAGAGAGAGAGAGAGAAGAGGAGAGGGAAGGGAAAGAAGAGAGGAGGAGAGGGGGAUGGAGGAGGGGGUGAGAAAGAGAGAGCGGGAGCGAGAGAGGGAGAAGGGAGAGAGAAAGAGGGUUUUGAUUCCGAGAGGAGGUGGGGAGGGGAGGCGAGAGAGGAGGAAAGUAGGAAAGAAGCGAGAGAAAACUAGAUUUAGGUUCCAGGAGGAUUCCGAGAGACAGGAGAGGGAAAAGAGAGGGGGGAGGAGGGGGGGGAGAAAAGGAGUACAAGAGAGGGGAGAGAUAAGAGGGAGGGACGAGGAGAGGCACAGGAGAGGGAGGGCGGGCACACUUUGA
Messenger RNA from Gigantopelta aegis, 417 nucleotides. RefSeq names its product vicilin-like seed storage protein At2g18540. The annotation marks the transcript as partial. The record is from RefSeq and is a predicted model, not a curated record. The transcript has 2 exons. Lineage: Eukaryota; Metazoa; Mollusca; Gastropoda; Neomphalida; Peltospiridae.